Molecule: messenger RNA, 1551 nt
Organism: Dioscorea cayenensis subsp. rotundata (Guinea yam)
Lineage: Eukaryota; Viridiplantae; Streptophyta; Magnoliopsida; Dioscoreales; Dioscoreaceae
Product: protein LAX PANICLE 2-like
Exons: 4
Coding region: 683-1339 (218 amino acids)
Biological process (GO): multicellular organism development
Source: RefSeq, a predicted model, not a curated record
CUCUCUCUCUCUCUCUCUCUCUCUCUCUAAACUAUUACAUCUCCACAAACUUCCAAAGAUGAACAACUGAAAAGAGAAGGAGAUCUAAUCAACCCUUUUUCCUUCAUCCUCAUCCCUCUCUCUUUCUCUUUUCUUAAUUUUAUCUUUAUGUCUUUCUAAAGAUCACAAAAGAGAAGAAGAAGAAGAAGAAGAAGGAGAAGGAGAAGAAGAAGUUAGAAAGAAAAAUCAUUGAUGGGAAACAACUUGAAUCUACAACCUUUGUGAAAGAAAACUACUCAUGUGUUGUUGUUUAUCUUUAUCUUUAUCAUUAUCAUCAACAUCAACAUCAUCUUCAAGAAUGAUGUGUUGGAUUUUGAAGAGGAGUUGAUGGAGGAGUAGGGUGGAGAGAGCAUGAGGAGAUGGUCCCGGCGCGCAACCUUCUCCGGCGGCACUACGACAGCUAUGGAAGCUGUUUUAGUGAGUUGCACCAACCUAGACAAACAAUGAAAGCUCCAUUAAUGGCUGAAGAUGAGACAAAGAUAAGUAUAACUAAUGAAGAACAAGAAGAUGAAGAAGAAGAAGAAGAAGAGCAACAAACAGGGACUAGUUCUAAAGAACAAGAAGAAGAAGAAGAAGAAGAUGAUGAUGAGAUGAUGACUGGUUACAACUAGGAAUAGGUAGCCGUAACAUCAAGACAGAGAAGAUGUCCGGUGAUGAGAAUCCCCGGUUGAUGGAGCUUCCUUUGUUCUCCGAUAAGCCUUCUGGUGGAGGUGGUGGAUCUAGGUCAAUACCAAACACUAGUUCCUUUAUGCCUUUGUUUCCGGCUAUUGGACAACAAGUCCGGCAACCAUGGGGAUUAUGGACUACUACUACUACUAUUAGUCCAAAUCCAAUGUUUGCUAGUAGUUCAAACCGAUAUGAUUAUCGGCAUCAUCAAUAUAUGUAUCCAAGAUCACAAGUUUGUUUGAGUGAAGUGAGUUCGCCGGCCGGCACUGGAUUAAAGAUUGUUAACCCGCCGAGACGGCCUCAAGCCGGUGUUUGGUUCAUACUUCAAACCAAGCAAAACCAAGGGAGAGAACCCUUUUUGCCUCAAAUACCAAAGAGCUACUUGAGAAUCAAGGAUGGAAGGAUGACAGUUAGGUUGCUGAAGAAGUACUUGGUUAAUAAGCUUGGAUUGGAGGAUGAAUCACAGGUGGAGAUAACAUGCAGAGGUCAAGAACUUAUGCAUUCAUGGACACUGCAGUAUGUUAGGGACAAUGUCUGGUUUUCCGGCGAGACGAUGACGGUGUUUCUGCCGGAGUCUCCGGUGGCCGAUCAAGUGAUGACAUUGCAGUAUGGACGGCCAGCGCGAUCGAUAUAAUACCGACCCGACCGAAGAAUUUCUUUUUCUUUUUUUUUUUUUGGUUCUCUUUUUAACUGCUGAUCAUCCCUGCACUUUUUUUUUGGUUUAAUCUGAUUCAUUGAGAGCAGCAAUUUUGAGGGAUUAGUUUACAGCAUUGUCAAUCAAUGUAUUUCAAUCCCCAACCAAUCCUUUAAAUCACUAAUUUCAAAUCAAUACCUGUUUCUUUUCUA